This is a messenger RNA of Vicia faba (fava bean), 1098 nucleotides long. The record is from the annotation of a GenBank genome assembly. NCBI's taxonomy places the organism in Eukaryota, Viridiplantae, Streptophyta, Magnoliopsida, Fabales, Fabaceae.
AUGGCUCCAUCAUGUUGGUGCUGGUUUCCAAUCUACUUCGUCGCCUCCGUCACACUCGGCGUCAUCGCAAUCACCUCAGCAAUCCACUCAAACUCCAAAGCCACCCCUCAAGAACUCCCACCACAAUCUCACACUCUCUCCACAAACGCCACACGAGCUCUCAAAAACUCCGGUUACACUUUCAUGGCUGACCUUCUCCACCGUUCACCACCCUUCUUUCUCCCCCCACAAAACUCCACUUUCUUUGCCAUCAAAGACUCCGCUAUCACCAACACUUCACUCCCUCUUUGGUUCCUCAAAAGCCUCCUUCUUUAUCACACUUUCACAACCAAACUCACCAUGCAAGAGCUUCUUAACAUGUCACAAGGAACUUGCAUGACAACCCUUUUCCGUCAAAAGAAUGCUUCUAUAACAAAAAUCGAAACUUUGCAGAAAAUUGUAGAGAUUAACCGUGUCUCGAUAUCAAACCCUAAUAUGUUUCUUGGCGAACAAUUCAUCAUUCAUGGUGUUGUUGGACCUUUUUCUUCUAUUCAACGUGAAGCUUUUCAAGGCAGUUCUGAUUUCAUUCAUUCACCUACUUGUCCUUCAUCAUCAUCAUCAUCAUCACCAUCAUCAUCGCCAUCAUCACCGAAUAGAAAUUCAACAUAUACUAGUGGAGAUUUCAAGAAAAUCGUCGAAUGGAAUCGAAUUAUUCACUUUCUUGGUUCGAAAGGUUAUUCAUCAUUUUCAAUAGCAUUGCAUUCGGUUCUUGAAGGGCUUCUGAUAGAGUCACUGAGUUUUGGUUUUGCUUCGGUUACAAUCUUUGCUCCACCUGAUGUGAAUUUGCUUAGCUACCCUUCAGCUUUGCUAUAUAGAGCAGUGAAGAUUCAUAUUCUGCCUCAGAGAUUAACUUACAAAGAACUCUGUCAUUUUCCUGUUAGAACUUUGUUGAAGACAAUGAUGCCUGAUGAUCAUCUUGAGAUUGAUGGAGUUCUUGGUUUUAUGAAUGUUGUUGUUAUUAAUGGGAUUGAGAUUGUGAAACCUGAUAUGUUUGUGUCUGAGAGGUUUGUGGUUCAUGGGAUUUCUAGAGCUUUUAAGAUGGCUGAGAGUAAUGCUUAA